This is a messenger RNA of Pipistrellus nathusii (Nathusius's pipistrelle), 717 nucleotides long. Lineage: Eukaryota; Metazoa; Chordata; Mammalia; Chiroptera; Vespertilionidae. The record is from the annotation of a GenBank genome assembly.
AUGGCGCGCGGCUGCCUGCAGGCCGUCAAGCUGCUCAUGUUCGCCUUCAACCUGCUCUUCUGGCUGGGAGGAUGCGGAAUCCUGGGGGUGGGCAUCUGGCUGGCCGCCACACAGGGGAACUUCGCCACCCUGUCCUCCUCCUUCCCGUCCCUGUCGGCCGCCAACCUGCUCAUCGUCACCGGCACCUUCAUCAUGGCCAUCGGCUUCGUGGGCUGCAUUGGGGCCAUCAAGGAGAACAAGUGCCUGCUGCUCACCUUCUUCGUGCUGCUGCUGCUGGUGCUGCUGCUGGAGGUCACCGUCACCGUCCUCUUCUCCGCCUACACUGACAAGAUCGACAGGUAUGCGCAGCAAGACCUGAAGAAGGGCCUGCACCUGUACGGCACCCCGGGCAACGUGGGGCUCACCAACGCCUGGAGCAUCAUCCAGACCGACUUCCGCUGCUGCGGUGUCUCCAACUACACAGACUGGUUCGAGGUCUACAACGCCACGCGCGUGCCCGACUCCUGCUGCCUGGAGUUCAGCGAGAGCUGCGGGCUGCACGCACCUGGCACCUGGUGGAAGGCGCCCUGCUAUGAGACGGUGAAGAUGUGGCUCCAGGAGAACCUGCUGGCCGUGGGCGUCUUCGGGCUGUGCACGGCGCUGGUGCAGAUCUUGGGCCUGACCUUCGCGAUGACCAUGUACUGCCAGGUGGUGAAGGCCGACACCUACUGCGCAUAG